Molecule: messenger RNA, 1158 nt
Organism: Lactuca sativa (garden lettuce)
Lineage: Eukaryota; Viridiplantae; Streptophyta; Magnoliopsida; Asterales; Asteraceae
Source: RefSeq, a predicted model, not a curated record
AAGGGUAUUUUACACUAGGUGACAUGAAAGGAAGCAAACUUGCAGGAAGUGUUUAAAUAUUAGGGGCAAACUUGCAGGAACUUCAUAUAGAACAAGGACCAAUUUUGGAAAAUGAAGGAAUUUCUAUUGGUAUUGUGACUGCUAUUGCUGCUCCUGCAAGCAUUAAAGUUUAUUUUGGAGGAAAUAUAGGCCAUGCUGGAGUUGCUUUAAUGCCACAAAGAAAUGAUGCAGGUUUGGCUAAUGUUGAGCUGGCACUAGCUGUGGAAAAACAUGUUCUUGAAUCUGGAUCCAUAGACACUGUUGGAACUGUUGGUAUACUGGAGUUGCAUCCUAGAGCAAUCAACAACAUCCCUAGCAAAGCACACAUGGAAAUAGAUUUACACAGCUCCGCUUUCGAAAUGGAAGUCUCUGAAAAACAGGAGAUUGCAAAAUUGGGGUAUGACAUUCCUGUUAUCUAUGAACUUGUUAAUUUGGAGGUUAAAAUAUAUGCAAGUGAGCUGUAUACCGGAGCCAGCAGAACUGCCGCCAGCUGCCGGAGUUUCACCACUGCUAGGUCUGCAGGCUGCUCAACCCCUGCCAGCUGCAGUUCUUCCUCCAAGUGGACCAAAUUCAAACCCUUUGGAUCUCUUCCCUCAGUUUCAAGCACUUUGAGCCAUGGUGCAACUGUGCUUUCUGGAAAUAGAAACUUUGAGGGGCGUGUUCACCCACUAACAAGAGCCAACUACCUAGCUUCACCUCCCUUGGUUGUAGCUUACGCACUUGUCGGCACGGUCGACAUUGACUUUGAAAACGAACCAACGGGACCACAAAGGACGGAAAGAAUGCCUACUUUAGAGACGUUUGGCCAAGCACCGAAGAAAUCUCAGUAAUAAAGUAUCAAAUAUCAACAGUUAUGUGGUAGUAAUCCUUUUGAGGGGUGUUUUUUGGGCUGCUUCUUUCAAUGUAAUUAACAACAGUGGUUUUGAAGUUUUUGAUGGAAAAGACUAGUGUUAAUGCUCUUCAUAGAAAAGUAUGUUGGUAUUUUAGGAAAUUUGGCUAAUAAUUUAGUUAAUUAUAUAAAAAAUGUUGAAAUGUUACAUUUGUCUACUAUUGGAAUGAUUAUUUGAUGUAUUACAUUUGUCUACUAUUGGAAUGAUUAUUUGAAUGACAUUAACUUUU